AUGGAGUCCAAUCCAUUCAUUGUCUCUUGGUGGCCUCUUGCGCUUGCAGACCAAGCACUGUUUCAUGUGUCAUUACAGACCGCAUCUCUUUACGAGGAGCUGCAGGCGCAGAAGGGGUUCCCGAUUUCAGACCUCCUCAUGGUCGAUUCGAUUGCCUUGGUGAGGCGAAGAAUCGAAGAUUCAUCAUUGGCAUUUCAAGACGAGACGCUGGACUCUGUGGUAACGUUGGCUGCUAUUGAGCAUGGAAAGGGCAAUAUCGAAGCCAGUAGAAUGCACAUGGAUGGAGUCAAAAGAAUGGUUGGCAUCAGGGGCGGAAUCGAUGAGCUCAAACAGAGAAGCCCGCUCACGGCGAGAAUGGUUUCAUGGGUAUCUAUGCUUGUCAUGGAAGCGCCUCAAUUCCCAAUCAAAGACGACUCUGGUCAUGGAGAUGGGAUCAGCGCAAUACCGCAGUGGCAGCUGGCUUCGGCAGACGCGGAGGCACAAGACGCGAAUCUGGAUAGACUAAACAUCACACCGGCCAUGAGCAACAUCUUGUCUCGACUCAGGAACAUCUUUCAUCAUUCAUGGCACUCAAGCUUGACCAACACGCAGCUGCAUGAUCUAACCUGUUUUGUUAUGCACAAAUUGCUGCUGCUGCCUCCAUUCCUCGAUGCAGAUGCAGAUGCAAACCAGGCGCAAUCGGCCGCCUCUGAGAGUCUCCGAUACGCGACCGCACUUUAUAUGCUAAUCUUACAUGGCACCACAUAUUAUUCCCACGUUGGCCUAGCCAAUGCCAUCAUUCUUCAGCUCAAGUGCCAUCUGGCCGCCCUGCUGAGAAAUGAUCAUAUCCACGAUCCACUAGGGAUCUGGGCUAUUUCUGUCGGCAUGGCGGCCACUGUUGGCACCAGGAACCACGAGUGGUUCACGGAUCAAGCGAGCGUGGCUGCAGCAGCUCUCGGCUUGAAGACAUGGGAGGAUGUUCUCACGCAUCUGCAGAGCAUCCUCUGGGUAAGGGUGCCACAAGAGGAACUUUUCCGCCAGCAGUGGGAGCAAGUGUUUAAGAUGGCUGCAAAAGGAGGUUAG
Messenger RNA from Trichoderma aggressivum f. europaeum, 1062 nucleotides. RefSeq lists its product as uncharacterized. The transcript is spliced from 3 exons. Bases 1 to 1062 code for a protein of 353 amino acids. Lineage: Eukaryota; Fungi; Ascomycota; Sordariomycetes; Hypocreales; Hypocreaceae. The record is from RefSeq and is a predicted model, not a curated record.